AUGCGCGCAAGAUCGGUCAUCCAGCUAGAACUGGGUGACAGCAGACAUACCAGUCAAAAACAACAGACUGUUCUCAAAGCCGCUCUACAGCUGGUGAACCAAAUCGGAGGAUGUGAGGAAAAGCAGCCAGGCGAGAGCGUCGGGAAUGAUACAACGGACAUUGCUACUGAGGAACCUGCUACUGUACCGGAAGCUCCUCCAGCAGAGUUACUACUGAUGCUCUUGCAUCCAAAUACCGGGCCUCAGUGGCCAGACCAUAUAUCGAACAAGACGCUUGAAAAAAUGGCCGCGGCUCUCAUGAAGGGUGAUUGCCAGGGACAAUUGUUCCAUCAAUACUGCGUCUGCAUUUACGUCAAAGCAAUCAUGCAUUUCUAUCAGCUCUCGAGAAUGAUAACCAACCCCGUUGUGAAGAACCAGCUCGUUCAGUCAAGAAAUGCUUCCAUCGCAGCUACUCUCCGGAGUAUGCGCCAAUUUAACAUCCUUGCAUCGCCGAGCCUGCAGUCCAUUCAGUCCCUGGUAUCGAGUGCCUUGUUGAUGCAACAACUGGGAGAUGUCAAACAAUGCUGGGCUCUGAACUCAUACGCCGCUCAGCAAAUUGUCGCACUCGGUUAUGAUCGGAUUCGCAGCAUACCGGCUCGCUCACAGGCUGAAGGGGAGAUACACAGCGCCGUAUACUGGUGCUACUAUAUGGAUAGAACAGUCAGCGCACUUCUCCUGCGGCCUACAGCUUUGCCUGAUCUUAAUGUAUCUCCGACAGAGCUCAUCGCCUCCAUGCAGCAGUCACCGUAUGACCCGUUAAUCCGAAUUCUGCUGGAUCUCGCGCAGAUCCAAGGGCACCUGCUUGCAUUUUCGUCGCAUUUGAAGCGAGCAGAUUCCAGGUACAUUUUGGAUACUUGCAAUUUGAUCGAGGAAAGGAUGCACAGCAUCUCUAAAGACCUAGAAUCCAGCCGUAAAUCUCUCCCAAAAACGUUUCAAUAUGACUGGAUUGCCGCCGACUUCUGCUACUAUGCAAUCUACGUGGAAAUCCUCCGAACGCGUCUGAGAUGCACAUUCACCCCUUUAGUACAUAGAGAAUGUCUAGUCUACGCUCGAAAAUCUCUGGGGGCGUUUCUAUUUCUGCAGCAACACCGCGCUGAGUUGGGAUUUGACGAUCCAUACCCAUCCUUUUUGACAUGGACAUUGCUUCUAUACCCACUCAGCCCUUUCUUCGUUGUUUUCUGUAAUAUCAUCGGAACACUCGAUAAGGACGACCACGAGGUCAUGCACCAGAUUACCACUGGUCUAUCACAGUUCAAGCGCGAUCCGCACCUGGAGAAAGUUCUCAACCUUCUUACUUCCCUCGAGCGCCUUUGCGAGUCGCUAUUCCACGAGGAUGGAGAGGCACUUUCCCAGUCUAAUUUACAAAUGCAAAGGCCGGCGGAGGCACUUCCCUCAGUUCGAAGUUUUACGAAUGCCGGUGAUAAUCUAGAUCUGGGCCAAGAUACGGCCGACUCUGAGCCAGGGCUUUCGGCUGAUUGGCUGAUGUGGCAGUUGUUUAAUAGUGAGGUGCCAUUGGGGUGGCUUAAUCCGGACUUUCCUAUACUGUAA
Messenger RNA from Aspergillus glaucus CBS 516.65, 1587 nucleotides. Its product is annotated as fungal specific transcription factor domain-containing protein. Gene Ontology annotation, biological process: DNA-templated transcription. Bases 1 to 1587 code for a protein of 528 amino acids. The transcript is spliced from 4 exons. Gene Ontology annotation, molecular function: DNA binding; zinc ion binding. The record is from RefSeq and is a predicted model, not a curated record. NCBI's taxonomy places the organism in Eukaryota, Fungi, Ascomycota, Eurotiomycetes, Eurotiales, Aspergillaceae.